Diutina rugosa is the source of this 2790-nucleotide messenger RNA. It is a transcript of the gene SEC21, whose product is annotated as coatomer subunit gamma. The transcript has a single exon. The coding region runs from base 1 to 2790 and encodes 929 amino acids. Gene Ontology annotation, biological process: intracellular protein transport; protein secretion; intra-Golgi vesicle-mediated transport. Gene Ontology annotation, cellular component: Golgi membrane; endoplasmic reticulum-Golgi intermediate compartment; endoplasmic reticulum. Gene Ontology annotation, molecular function: structural molecule activity. NCBI's taxonomy places the organism in Eukaryota, Fungi, Ascomycota, Pichiomycetes, Serinales, Debaryomycetaceae. The record is from RefSeq and is a predicted model, not a curated record.
AUGUCCACUCAGUCUUACAAAGGCAAGGACGCGUAUGCGGGGGUCGGUGGUACCCCUGACAAGAUGGCUGUCUUCCAAGAGUGUCUUCAGCAGUUCAAUGCCCUGCCGGUGAACGCGAAGAAAUGUCGGCAAUUGUUGGCAACAUUGUUGCGUCUUCUUUACCAAGGUGAACUGUUUCCUCUGCUGGAACUGACGACUUUGUUUUUCAGCAUUCUGAAGUUGUUUCAGCAUAAGGACCUGCUGUUGCGGCAGUUGGUUUACUUGGCCAUCAAGGAGUUGCUGGAAACUUCGCAAGAUAUCUUGAUGGUUACGUCGCUGAUCAUGAAGGACAUCCAAGGAGGUGACUUGAUUUACAAACCCAACGCUAUCCGCACGCUUGCUAAGGUCUUGGAUUCUACCACUGUGUCACUGGCAGAACGAUUGUUCAAAAAUGCCAUUGUUGACAAAAACCCCAUCGUGCUGAGUGCGGCGCUCAUUUCGGCAUACCACUUAUUACCACAAGCUAAAGAUGUGGUUAAGCGCUUCACAAAUGAACUGUUGGAAGCUGUGCAACUGUACAAGCAGUUCCCACCUACUCAAUGGCAGCUUCAUGACUUUUACGGCGCGUCCACUGCCAACUUGCCCCUGACACUGUACAUGUAUCAGUUCCACGCUUUGGGAUUGUUACACCCAUUACGUAAUCAUGACAAAAUGGGGUUGAUGAAGUUGGUGACGUCGCUUUCCGAAGGUGGCCAACUUAAAAACUCGUUGGCCCUUAUCCAAUUGAUUCGGUACAUUUCGGAAAUUGUCACUAACGACCCGGCGUUGUUAAAUCACUUGUACCCUGCUCUUGCUCUGUUCUUGAAGCACAAGCUGGACAUGGUAGAAUUGGAAGCGUGCAAGACUCUUGUCGGUCUUGAGCGUCACUUGCUGGAAGACCAAUUCAUGAGCAUAAUCACCUGCUUGCAAAAGUUAUUGCUGGUACCACGGAUUUCAACCAGGUUCGCAGCUAUCCGUUUGAUCAACAAAAUUUCGAUGUCCCACCCCGAAAAGAUCAUGGUCGUGGUGCCAGAAUUGGAAAAUUUGAUUAACGAUCAAAACCGUCUGAUUCUGACUCUCGCAAUCACAACUCUUCUCAAGACUAUGGGUCUGAGCUCUGCCGCUGGUAGCUCUCUGUCCACCGCCCUGGUGGACCGUCUCAUCUCCAAGAUGACAUUGUUGAUGGACGAGAUCACUGAGGAGUUCAAAAUCGUCAUCAUCGAGGCAAUCGAAAAUUUGACACUCAAAUUCCCGUCAAAGCAUCAACAAUUGGUGUCAUUCCUUACCGAUUUGUUGAGAGAAGAUGGGCUGUUGACACUUAAGCUGGCUGUGGUCGAUGCGCUUUUCGAUUUGAUUGCUUAUUUGGACGACUCGCUGGCUCAUCAACUUAUUUUGAUGAAUUUGUGUGAGUUUAUUGAGGACUGCGAGUACACUGAGUUGCUGGUUCGCAUUUUACAUUUACUCGGGCAGCAAGGCCCUCAAACUUCCAACCCCUCGUAUUAUAUUCGCCACAUUUACAAUCGCUUGGUACUUGAAAACUCGGUGGUGCGGUCGCUGGCGGUUGUAGCGCUUUCGAAGUUUGCUAUCGUAUGUGGGGGCUCUAUUGCUGCCAACAUCAAAACAUUGUUGACUCGCUGUCUUAAUGAUGUCGACGAUGAAGUCCGCGAUCGAGCUGCUAUUGCUCUUGGUAUGAUGAAACGAGCUCCCGAUGCCAAAAAAUUGUUGGUAUCUGAUGGCCAAUACGACCUCGGUGCCCUUGAGCUGAAGUUGUCGCUGUAUUUGUCGACAAAUGAUUUUACAAUCAAGUUCCCCAUUGAUGAGAUUCCCGUUUUGUCCGCUGAAGAAUUGAAACUGUUGGAAUACACCAAGAAGAUGAACAAACUUGAGGCGGUUGAUACCACUCAAGAAGCGUCGCCGGUUGAAGGACCUUCUGGCGCUGUCGCCGACAACGGUGCCGCCGCUGAUGCUCUCAAGCAACAGCAGUACGAAGCUGAAUUGUUUGCCAUUCCUGAGAUUGCUGCCUUUGGCAAAUUAUCUAAGUCGCUGUCCACUCCAAUCUACUUGACGGAAAAAGAGAACGAAUUUGUUGUCACUGCCGUCAAACACGUCUUUGCAGACGCGUCCAAGUUGGUCAUUCAAUACCAGGUGUCCAACACCCUUUCGAAUUGUCAAUUGGAGGAUGUGUCUAUUGUCGUGGAAUCAGACAAUGCUGCUUACGAAGUCGAAUUCAACGUCCCUGUACCCGAAAUUGGCCCCAACGGGCAAGGAGUGGUUUACGUGGCAUUGUCAGCACCCCUGCUUGAUCAAGAAGACGCAGAAGUUUUGGCAGCAUUUGGUAACACCUUGAUUUACACCUAUAAGGAGGUUGAUGACGGAGUUACUGACGACGGUUAUUCCGACGAGUAUCAAAUUGAGGACUUGGAAGUUUUGUCUGGUGAUUAUGUUACUCCGUUGUAUAAUUCGAACUUCACUUCUGUAUACGACCAGCUCUCCGUUGAUCUGGAUUCUACCGUUGUCACCAUCAAUGCAUCGAGUUUGGAUGAAGUUGUCACAAAACUCAAGAAUCAACUUUCUAUGAUGCCUUUAGAUGGCUCCGACUACGUACCUUCAGAUGCUGCGUCGCACGUAGUGAAGUUGUUGGGUAAGGACGUGUACGGUGGCAAGAUUGCUGCUGUAGUCAGGUUGGCUAAGACUGGUGGGAAGAUUGCAGCGAAGGUGGAAGCUCGCUCUGACACCCCUGGAAUGGCGGCGUUGGUUUGCAACAGUGUUUAG